UAUUCGCUCCCUUCAACUUGUUGCACCUACUUUCAAAAAGUUAAGAAUUUACCUGUUUUCUGUGAGAAAGUGAACUUGUUAUCUAAUUAGCAUGUUAAAAGGCAUCCGUUUCUCAUUUAGUGUUAUCUGAUUAUCGCGUACGAUCGACGUACGUGCGUUUAAUUACGUGAUGUUUUUAAAGAAUUCGUUAUGAUGCACCUGCACUGCAGAUAUCUGUCGUUGUUAAACGCAACAUGCAACGUACUUAGUGUAUUGUAAUUAUGACACGGCUGAACGGUGAAUUAAGAAAAUCCAGUUAGCGUAGCUACGUGGAACUGUAUUAAUAAUAAUAAGUGCAUGACAAUCGUGGAGUCAUCUUCUAAAAUGACUCAUAACUGGUCAGUGGUAUGCCCGCAUGCCGCUAUUGUUUUGUUUUUGUGGAACCAAAAAUUCGAUGAGUAAACAGCGAAGAAUGCUGGCUAUUUACAAAAACAAAAUAAUGUUCUAUAUUUGAAAUUGGGAACAGGCUCAGUGUUUGUAAUCGGUUUUGAUGAUGAAAGUGGAUCAGAUUAUGUUAUAAGCAAUGGCUCAGAGUUCAGUGGAUUCUGAUAGACUUUCUUCAGCUGGGAUAUCAACUCACAGUUCAGGCACAGCCGGCACUGUAGGUGGUUCAGUUGUUGGAGUCAGAGUUGGUGAUCAAGUUCAUAAGAGAGAAGAUGAAGAUGACUACCUGGGGCCAUUACCUCCAAUGUGGGAGAAAGCAUUUACACCUUCAGGAGAGAGGUAUUUCAUAGACUACAACACUGGAACAUCCCACUGGCUGGACCCUCGUCUGGCAAGAGUACGAAAGCAUUCGCUUGGUGAAUGCGGUGAGGAUGAGCUUCCUUACGGUUGGGAACGAGUCACCGACGAGAGAUAUGGCUCAUAUUAUGUGGACCAUAUCAAUAGACGCACACAGUAUGAGAACCCUGUGUUACAAGCAAGACGGCUCAGAGCUGAGAAAAUGGCCGCAGAAAAUAACAACAACACAUCCAAUGGGACUCCACCGACUGGUGAACUACGAGGGGAGAGGUUUUCACUCACACUCACUAAAGGAACACAGGGUCUUGGCUUCACAUUAAUCGGUGCGGAAGGUUCUCCAGAAACAGAAGGAUAUCUCCAAAUACGCAGUAUCGUACCUCAUAGCCCUGCUUGGAUUGAUGGUGCUCUCCGACCCGGCGACGUCAUAGUGGGUGUUGGUAACCGCGGUGUUCGUGGACUGACUCAUGCGCAGGUAGCUCAAAUCUUCCAAGGGAUCGCUGCGGGGAGUGACGUCACACUUCAUUUUGUUAGAGGUUAUCCAUUAUCAUUUGACUCGGAGGACCCAAACACAAGGGUGCUCAGUACAUUGGCAGUGGAUGCGAGCAGCGAUGCAGUGGCCAUGCAACAGCUUACAAGAGCUCUACGGACUAGGUUCCACCUAGAAUCCCCCGAAGGUCGUGACGUACCAGACAGCAGGGAAGGUGCCCAACGGCGGCUGUUAUCACGGUCCUUCGAUUUGGACGAACUCCCCGCGGAUACUACUUCGUUGCCCCCGCGUUGUCCGUCUGCUGACCACCUGCUAGCGCUGGCUUCUGAUCACCAACACCGCAGUGCAGCAAGCAACGAGCCGGGUCGUGAAUUAGUGCUCACUUUACGGCGUGGGGCCGCUGGUUUUGGUUUUACUAUAGCCGAUAGUGUACAUGGCCAGAAGGUUAAGAAGGUGUUAGACUUAGGCCGUUGCGCAGGAUUGCGUGAAGGAGACUUGCUAUUGCAAAUCGGUGAGACAGAUGUGAGACAUACACCUCAUCAAAGGGUUGUGCAGGUACUAAAAGAGUGUCCAGCGAUGUCUGAAACAACGUUACGCGUGUGGAGAAAGAACACUAUAACUAGGGCUCCCCGCAGCCGCUCAGCUACACGGGUGCAACCUACCAAUAAUAACGCAGCAAAUAAUCAAUUGGGUAGAAGCAAGACUCCCACCGCGGAACAGUUGCGGUCACCAGCUCUGAACUCAACAGAUAAUGCGAGGGGCAGACAGAAUGAAAUGAACUCUGUGGAAGCAACCUACGCAGUACCAGAACACAAAUCCCGUGAAACCCGCGAGAGCAUUAUGGACAGGCGACGUAGAAGCAGCACUCCAGGCGCCAGACUAACACUCCCCGUGGUCACACCGUGGAGCGAACAGACAGACAACUGGAACGAACGAGAAACCUGGAUAGAUAACUCGAAUAAUAUAAGAAACUGGGCGGAAAACGCGCAGAAAUGGGAUGAAAACGGCCAAAAAUGGGACGGGGCAAGCCAGAAAUGGGAUGGUUCCAGUCAAAAGUGGGACGGCUCUAGCCAGAAAUGGGAUGGUACGAGCCAAAAAUGGGAUGGCACAAGUCAAAAGUGGGAUGGCACAAGCCAGAAGUGGGACGGUGAAGGGACUAGUAAUGGGAAUUGGGAGGGAAACGGGGAGAGGUGGAAUAACAAUUGGGGAGAACUGCCCACGCCGACUAUACAUGUUGAUAUGAAUGCUGCGUAUUGGAGGGGAAACGCUAGUGUUGCUGAUAGUAGUGAUAAUGGAGGUUUCCCAGAAGACGGUCUACUCCAUUCUCCCACCACAGCAGCCAUAAGUGGUCUUUCGCGACAGUCUCCUUCCACGAGUCGAAUAAGACCACACUCACCUUCUAAUUCUACUGGUCGUCUCCGCAGUAACUCCCCGUCUAACAACAGUGCAACAGACAGACUGUUGAACAACUCACCAUCUACACGAAUGCAGAGUCAAUCCCCUUCGAAUAAUUCUUCCAAUGGACGGCUUAAGGGAUCUCCUAUGAGGCUCGGUGACGCGUCACCAUCCCGUCACAUCCACUCGCCGGUGUCACAUAGAUCUGCAUACGAUGGGGAUAUGCCGCAACAAGUGUAUGUUGCUAACUACCCGCAGGUGGAAGCCGGUGGCUCGACAGACCCAGAAGCAGAUGUUCUAGUUCGACUCGCUCGUGGUUCCGCAGGUUUUGGGUUCCGCAUUGUGGGUGGUACUGAAGAUGGCAGCAGAGUCGCUGUAGGAUAUGUUGUGCCGGGCGGUCCAGCAGACGGUCUACUCCGACCGGGUGAUCUACUAACAUCGGUAGACGGUAUACCUUUAAGUGGGGCUACUCACGCUCGAGCUGUCGCGUAUGUGUGUCAGGCCGCGUCUAGAGGACAUGUAACACUGGGUGUGAGACACAACAGAGCAGAUAUCCAACCGCUAGGCUUGCCAGCUGUAGUUCCAACACAUCAACACCAACCACUGCUGACUGCGGAGCCCACAGUACCGCACCCGCCGGCUUCAUACAAUAUCCUACACCCUGCACCCAUGUAUCCGCCCACUGCGCACAUGCCUAUGUACGGCGUCCAAUACGAAGCGAACAGCGGGUGGAAUGUACCCUAUGACGUCACGGUGACGAGGAACGAGGGAGAGGGGUUCGGUUUCGUCGUCAUUUCUUCUACUAACAAGGCCACUAGCACUAUUGGUCAACUAAUCCCCAACUCGCCAGCGGCCCGCUGCGGGCUGCUUCACGUGGGCGACACCAUCGUGGCCAUCAACCGUCUGCCCGUGCUUCGCUUGCCGCACCCUGAUGUUGUGGCGCUCAUCAAACGCUCCGGCACCACCGUCACGCUCACCGUGCUGCCCACCCGCCCUGACUGACUGAUCGACUGACCGACUGAUUGACCGACUGACACACUAGCCAUCGCAUACUACACGCCAACUAACAAACGCUCCGGCACCACCGUCACGCUCACCGUGCUGCCCACCCGCCCUGACUGACUGAUCGACUGACCGACUGAUUGACCGAUUGACACACUAGCCAUCGCAUAUAACACGCCAACUGUUAAGCGCUUCGGUACCACCGUGCUGCCCACCCGCCCUGACUGACUGAUCCACUGACUGAUUGACUGACACAGUAGUCAUCGCAUAUAACACGCUAACUAUCAAGUGCUGCGGCACCACCGUGCUCUCCACCCGCCUCGAGUGACUUAAAAAUUCGACUAUAAAAGCAGUGACGCUGACACUAACAUAACAACACGCUGACACUGACGUAACACAACGCCGACACUGACGUUACACAACGCCGACACUGACGUUACAACGCGCUGACAAAGACAUUACAACGCGCUGAGACUGACUGACAAGCUGAAUACUUGGUUAAUUUCGAUUGACUUACUGGACCACUUACAUGCUGACAUGACUUAUGAUCACUCUGACUGACUGCAUGUCCACUUUUUCCAAUAAGUGCCUUUCAAAUGAAAAUAUCAGUAUAAAGAAUCCAUGGGCUCGUUUUCAUUUUGCUUGCAGUAUUAAAGAAAUCUUGAAUUUAAUAAAAUGUCGUCGCGAAUAAAUGAAAUCUCUGUACUAUAAUUAAUAUAAGUUAAAAAGUACUUAGACCUCCAAUGACCGAAUUCUCAAUUAUUGCUAAAAACCUAGCCAUUAUAUUUCUAGCUCGAAUAUUGAAACAAUAUUGUAAAAUGUUUAUUUCUAUAUUUAGUAAUUAAUUUAGUAUUCAAUGAGAUAGCUUUAAAUAUUAUAAUUAAGUUUAGUUAAGCAAUAUUAAGUUACAAUAAGUAAUGCAUUUUAUUUCUAACUUAAUUAAAUUUUUCAAUUAGUAUUAUAAUUAUUUUAUAGUGAAAAAUGUAUAGUUAAGUUUGAUAAGGGACCAUAUUUUUGUGAAACUUGCAUUUAAAUUUUAUAGUGACUUCAUAAUUAUUGUAAUCAUGGAAUUGUUAAAAUUAAAUUCAACAAAAUGUGUUACAUACUGAAAUCAAUUAUCGAUUUAAUCGAAGUGAAACUUCUUUAUCUGGGUUGGAAAAAAAUUUAGUGUAACAUUUUUUUGUUACGCCAAACAUUUUUCCGUUUCGCGCCAUCUUUUUCUUAUCCCUACCACGCGUGAUUUUAC
Messenger RNA from Colias croceus (clouded yellow), 4910 nucleotides. It is a transcript of the gene Magi, whose product is annotated as membrane-associated guanylate kinase, WW and PDZ domain-containing protein 2. Gene Ontology annotation, biological process: signal transduction. The transcript has 21 exons. NCBI's taxonomy places the organism in Eukaryota, Metazoa, Arthropoda, Insecta, Lepidoptera, Pieridae. The coding region runs from base 563 to 3664 and encodes 1033 amino acids. Gene Ontology annotation, molecular function: protein binding. The record is from RefSeq and is a predicted model, not a curated record. Gene Ontology annotation, cellular component: cytoplasm.